CUCGAACAAGUAUGACGGCAAGCGCAGCAUUUGACGGGAUGUGUCAUAUCAUUCAAAUGCUACCAAUACGACGUCCGCCCAACGUUAGACCCGAUUCAAUAGGAAGAUAAUGUAAAUACGUAAACAGUGAAUUGAAUGCAACGAUGUCGAGAUGGGCGGCAUGUGCCAAUCGGCACUUAACGGUUCUGGAGCACCAACUUUCUUCUUGGAUUCCACAACAAGCGAAGGAUCGCUUCCCGAUGCUUGCCAUUGGCCGGCCACGAAUAACCUUGGGCUGUUUGGCCACGAAGAUCCAUCCCUGGAUUGAUACAUCAAAUGGGCAUCGAGUGUUCAUUAAACGCGAUGAUCAAACUGGGUCCGUUCUUGGUGGCAACAAGAUUCGGAAGCUGGAAUUUAUUUUCGCUGACGUUCUUCAUCACGAAUGUGAUACUGUGAUAACAUGUGGAGGAUUGCAGAGCAACCACUGUCGGACUGUGGCGGCCGUGGCGGCUCAACUUGGACUUCGCUGCCUCUUAAUUCUUAGGUCGGAUCUUACGAAGGCUCUGGACGAGGUGCGGUUGAAGGGCAAUCUUCUGCUGGAUCACUUAUCCGGAGCUAAAUGUUAUCUAGUUGGGCCGAAAGAGCCUUACAAGACUCACCUGCUGCCCCGCAUGCAGGCGCUAGCCACACGUCUCCGCGAGGAACAGUAUUGCAAACCGUACAUCAUUCCCGUCGGCGGUUCGGAUAUUGUGGGGCUGUUCGGUUACCUGGCGGCUUUCGAAGAGAUCAUUCUUGACUGCCCAACAAGCGUCAAAAACAUUUUCGUUGCAUGCGGGAGUGGUGGUACGAUCGCUGGAUUGGCACUGGCUAACUAUCUUGCUGGAUCAGCUUUUAGAAUAUACGGCGUAACUGUCUGCGAUAACGCCGCCUAUUUUUAUGAUCAUGUGCAGCAGAUGAUCAACGUUUUAAUGCAGUCGUCAAAGAUCAAAGCUGAGGAUAUUUGCAAUAUUAUUGAUGGGUACAAAGGACUGGGAUAUGGGCUGUCUACGCAGGAAGAGCGUGACUUCAUAAAAGAAAUUGCAUCGAAAACGGGAAUAUUCUUGGACCCGGUUUACACUGGAAAAGCGUGCCUUGGCAUGAUGAACGAACUGGAAAGCGGAGCAGACAUUUACGAAGGGGAUUCUCUCUUUAUUCAUACUGGUGGCAUAUUCGGUAUUUUUGGUGAAACAUCUUUCGAGCGAUUACCGGAUAAUUUCAACGAAAGGAACCAGAACAUUGAAGAUCUAUAUGGGAUUAGCUUAUGGAAAGAUCCCAAAGAGCAGUUUCAUCUCUUUCCGAAAAAAUAAAAAAAUCUAAAUAGAUCUACGGUCAACCGGUUUCGUUUACGAAGUAGGACAUGUAAAACUUGUAUGGAAAAACAUCCUUGACUAGACGAUGAGAUCGUUUUCGGCAAGAGGCCUGAGAAAUGCAGCAGCAUCAGCAGCUGUGAGAAAAAUAUCAGACUGGUGACGCCGGCGGGGAACUGGUUGAGGAAACGGAAUUAUAGCUCGUUGGCACACCGGAAUCGGUGCUAGCGGUGUCAGUGCGAUGUUUAGUACGCGGGAGACCUAACCGGGUGUUCUCGUAUAAUCUGGGGGACGGAGAAUCACGGUCGGAUAGAUUAUCAGGAAUCUGGAUAGAGGGGGCAUUAUGGUGAGCCAUUCUGUGAGAAAGAUUCGGGGAUGCGGGCAUCGUGCGAGAUCCGUUGGGCUCCUUCUUCCACUGGCCAGUCAGCGCUCGAAUCGAUACUUUGUAAAUUCGGAAGGGCUUUUUUGCUGUAU
This is a messenger RNA of Paramacrobiotus metropolitanus, 1799 nucleotides long. RefSeq lists its product as uncharacterized. Bases 144 to 1325 code for a protein of 393 amino acids. Lineage: Eukaryota; Metazoa; Tardigrada; Eutardigrada; Parachela; Macrobiotidae. The transcript is spliced from 9 exons. The record is from RefSeq and is a predicted model, not a curated record. Gene Ontology annotation, molecular function: D-cysteine desulfhydrase activity.